GUGCCGUUUGCCAGUGACGAGUCUCUAGGCUAUAUAACACUAGAGUCCUACAUUGCACUCACCCAAAAAUGCUCCCAUCCAUUCUUUUCCUUCUCCUUGCUGUCUUUGCGGGAGUUCACUCUCUUUCUUAUAUCGGCGCCGAUUUCUCCUCAUUGGUAAAUUUGGAGAACUCAGGGACGUCUUACUCCGACGGGGGUAGCACUGAAGCUUUUGAAACGAUCCUGACCAACCAUGGUGCUAAUAUCGCACGCAUCAGAGUUUGGACGAGUGAAAGCGACGACGAGUAUAGCUUGGACUAUGGUCUUGCCUUGGCGAAAAGGGCCGUCGAUGCUGGGAUGGCACUGCUGAUUGACCUGCACUAUAGCGAUACAUGGGCUGAUCCUUCCGACCAAGCAAUCCCCUCUGCCUGGGAUGAAGAUUUGGAUUCCCUGAACACGUCAAUAUACACAUACACCCUUGAUCUCGUCAACGCUUUCAUCGACCAAGGAACCACCAUUGAUUACAUCCAGAUCGGUAACGAAAUCAACGGCGGCAUCCUCUGGCCAACUGGAGAGGUAUCGACCAACGGUUACGAGCCGCUCUCCGAGUUGCUCCACUCAGCAGUCAGUGCGGUCCGAGAAGCAUCGUCAACGACUAAGACUGUCAUCCACCUGGCGAAUGGCUGGGACGAAGACAGUGUGUCGUAUUUCUACAAGAACAUCUUCUAUCAGGGUGCACUGGAGCUUGAAGAUGUCGAUGUCAUGGCUUUCUCUUUCUAUCCGUUCUAUGACGAAGAUGCAACAUUAUCGGCUCUCAAGUCGAGUCUUAACGCUGUUGUUUCUGCAUAUGCAAAGGAUAUAAUGAUCGUAGAAACCGACUGGCCGUAUGAGUGUUCUUCGGUCGUUUUGUCGGAAAGUAUUUCUGUAUCCGUUUCUGGGCAAGAAACUUGGAUGUCGGACAUCAAGACCAUGUUGGAGGACUUAUCUGACGACCAUGGAGUUGGUCUUUUCUACUGGGAACCUGGUUGGAUUGGAAAUGCAGGUCUUGGUUCGUCUUGCGAAGACAAUCUCUUGGUGGAUAGUUCAGGGAAAGCCAGAGACUCCAUGUCGGUUUUUGGUAGCUAAGAGAGAUAGAUCUGAGAUCUGUGGUAUCCACAAAUACGAGUAUAAGUCAGCC
This is a messenger RNA of Guyanagaster necrorhizus, 1155 nucleotides long. RefSeq names its product endogalactanase. NCBI's taxonomy places the organism in Eukaryota, Fungi, Basidiomycota, Agaricomycetes, Agaricales, Physalacriaceae. The transcript has 9 exons. The record is from RefSeq and is a predicted model, not a curated record. Gene Ontology annotation, molecular function: glucosidase activity. Gene Ontology annotation, biological process: pectin catabolic process. Bases 69 to 1103 code for a protein of 344 amino acids.